UUUCUAAGAAUGAUUCUGAUUGGUUACCUUUUUAUUUCGUCACGCAAUGUCUUGGUGUAUAUAAACAACAUGGAGGAAGACAAUUUUACAAGAAAGUAAAAGUUUUGUUAACGGGGUAUAAACAGCUAAUGCUGUGACCUACAGAAGAUGGGGAUCCAGGAUUUCACAGAACUUUUUAACAACCUGGACACAGCAUGUAAAGGUUAUGUGACAACAGAGCAAAUAAUAGAUUUUCACCAAUCCAUUUAUUUUGCUCCUGUGGCUGUAGAGCAUGUGAAUGGUGCUAUACAGACUGUAUGCGGGACACCAGGCAUUGUGGGAAGGUCACAUUUCAUUGAUGUAUUGGAGGAGCUAGAACGCAGACGGUCGAUAGAGGAACAAUCUUACUGGGAUUUCCAGGCCCUGGACUAUAACAGCACAAAUAGGAUUUGUCUCAAAGAUGCCCUACUGCUGUUCAGGGAAUUCCACCAGAACAGGUUUUCCAUGUAUACGUGGCAUAAGUUUCUGGACUCCCGAGCAGUUCCUGGUGCUGAUGUUUACUUUGAUGAGAUCCGGUUCUGGUUGUGUGGUUAUCCGGAGGGUGAACCAGCCACUUUGGAGCAGAUUACCAAAGAGGAAGCUCGCCUGGAACGAAUCCAAGGGAAGCACGACCUUGAUGGCUAUAAUGCCUAUAAAGUAUUGCAGGACGAUGACAACGAAACUCAGGAAUAUCAAGACGAAGCACAAUACCACAUUAAGAGGAGGAUGAACAAGUGGAAGAAGCAAGGACUGGAGGCCAUGUUGUUUGAUGAUGGACUUGAGGUUGAGGACCUGGAAUCCCAUGAUGCCUCAAAGGAUCAUGUGACUUUAAAUGAUGUCAUGGAUGCUUUGGAAUCUAAAUAUGAACUUCUGCGGGAGAAAUUAUUGUUAGAAAUGGCCCGUCUUUCAUCUUCAAUUGAAGGCGACCAAUCAGAAAUCUACCAAGAACUAUGUAAGAAAGAAAGACAACUCCGUCGAAUGGGAGCUCUUGAUACAGAGGUGGACAAUCUCCCUGGGUCCAGGAUUCCUCUGCCCAAUACUCUGCUAGGAAUGAUGGGAAAUGUCAGAACCAUCGACAGAAGGCAGAAAGAGGAAGCAGAAAGGCGAAUCAAAGACCUGGAGAUGCAGGGAGGCUUUAAGGAUGAUAUUGGGAAAAUCAUCAUGUCUGAAUACAGAGAAUCGGUGGAUGGUGACUCCUCUUGUGGAGCUGCUCUGUUGAAAAUCAACACACGGUAUCAAGAUGAGAAGGAGGCCAUUUUGUCAAUAAUCAAGGAAAAGGGAGGGCAGAUAGGGGUUAUCACCAUGGAAGCCAGUAGGUUGUCCCGGCAACAUUUACUGGCAACAGAGGAGGCAGAGUUCCAGCCCUGUGCUCUUGCUGUGGGCUUAGCUGAAAGACCCCAGGGCUACAAGUCAAGCAGGCUUACCGACUGGGACAGACUUCGUUGUGAAACUCUGGCAAAGCUUAGACUUCAGGCCAAGAAAGGAAGAAAACAAAUUAAGUCUCCCCAGAACUACUGUGACCUUGACCAAUUGGAAGAAAUGGGAGUGGUGGAUCUACAGAAAAAGCUGGUGGUGGAGCUAGUGGAAAGACAUAGAUAUGAAAGAGAGGCUGGGAUUCACAUGCUACAAGGAAGAGACAGCGAGAACAGUAAAGCGAUAGCCAAAUCAAUGACCGCAGGAGAACGAAACAAACUGCUGAAAACCCUCCGUAACCGGCACACGAACUGGAAAAACAGCCGAUCCGACAACAGCCAAGUUCUGCACGGCAUACUGCAAGAAGGUAUGGGUUUGUACUACGAGAACAAGAAGUUAGAAUUACAGGAUGUCUUGGCCAAGGUGUCGGAGGAUGAUGCAAACGAAGCAGUCCUGGCAGACCUCCAACAGAGGCAGGAAGGAGAAUUCAUCAUGGUCUUGGAUGAUAUUGCUCAAAAGACGAAAGAUGACUUGAUGAAGUUAAUACUUGCCACCAACAAACACCGGAUUGAGGAGCACUUUGACAAUUUAGCCUUUGUAGUCCUGGGAACCAUCGAAAUCAGUGAGGAUAAUAAGGACUAUGUGAAGGCCCUCGAGGAGAAAUACGAUGCCCUCAGGGACAGAGUGCUUAUCAUGGGCCUCAAGGACGAAAUGAAGGGAGAGUGGAAGAGAAUGACAGACAAAGAAAGGAAAAAAGAAAUGAGAGAGAGAAGAAAACAGGAGAAGAAGUUGAGAGGGACAGGCAGUGCGGAGGAGCUGGGAGAACUCAUUGGUCGCAAGCACAAGGCCAAGAUGUUGCCGACUCUCAGAAAGUUGAUGGGGGAAGAACGGGGAGAAUUUGAAGCCAGGUUUAUGAAGCAGAAGGCAACAGGACAAACUUCUGAUGAGAAGGCUAAUGGAAGCUUUGAACCAGAGAACGUCUUAGCUGAUUUGAUUCCUCGCUACGAUGAGGAACUGGACGUUCUGGUCAUGUGGCUGAACAGACCUGAGACAAAAUCUCUGUCCACCAAACAGCAGAGAAUUAAAAUCCUUCAGCUCAAGUUGGAGAUGUGCGCAGCAGAAAUGGAGGAGGAUUUUGAGGUGGCUGCCAUGUUUGUGGGCUUGCUGGAGAGAGUGUUAGCUUCUCAUCAUGGAAGACAUGCUACAGAUAAUGUGAGACAGAGAGACCUGGCGAGGAGGAGGACCCAGCUGCGGAGUCAGAGAAUACAACAAAAUGAGGCUUACGAGAAAAGGCUGAUUACUGAUCCUCAUCCCCGUCAUGGUGACACGACCGGAUGGCAGAUGUCUUACUUGAGGGAGGUGUUAGUGCGUCAUGAGGAAGAAAGGGAGAAUUUAUUACAUUUUCUACAGGAUGAUAGCAUGGAAGACCUGAAAGAAGCAGCAGCCAUGAUGACUGAACAGGACUCUAAGUCACGCCUGGCUGAACUUCAUGCCAAACGCAGAAGACUGAAUUUAUCAAAUGAAGAUGAUCAGGAGGAGCACACCAGUAUUUUGGAGGAGGCUGUGGCAAUACGAGCCGUCUGUAAAAAGAGACAAAUUCUGGCAGAGACCAGACGAGAGCCCAGCAAAGAUGACAUCAUCAUCAACAUCCUGAAAGACCUGCAGGAGGAACAAGACAAAGAAAUCGCCGGUAUUCUGGAAAACAUCGUGGAUUUGAAGGAGGACGAGCUGGAUGACUUGAGAACAGGAGAGAAGGACAAGAGGGCAAAUAGGAGUGUCCCUAAUGUGUUCAUUGUACUGACUCAGAGCGAGAGUAAAACUCAUGAACAGGAGUUGAUCAAGGCUCUUCAGCAGAAAUACGACAGUGUACAGACCAAACUUCUGACAGAGUGUCUGAUUUUCAAGUACGGAGAAGCAGCCUGGACUAAAAUGGGGGACGAGAAACAAAACUAUGUAGAGACAAUUACCCAGACAGUAAACAGUUUCCGGAGGGAGGGUAAUAACGUUGGUUUGAUAGAGGUUCUGGGAGGUUUUCAUUUGGACAAAACAUUUAUCAGCAUUAUUGGUGUUCAUCGGUUUUGUUUUCUGGAGCUGGUCAGGAAAACGGAAGAUGACCUUGUAUCAGAACCAGCUGAGGAGGAACAAAUCAUGAAGAACCCACUUCUGAAUCUAUGGCUCAGGUUCGAAUCUGAAAAGAAGAAUAUCCUUCAGAAACUGAAAGGGCUGGAAGAGGAAUAUAUGAGUGAGCGGGAACAACAAAUUUGUAUUACCCGAAUUACCAGGGAGACAUUGCUCUGUAGUCGUGACGACAGAUUUUUGGUCUCAGCAACUCUUGUUGGAGUGGCAGAGAGGCAAAUGGUGGAUGGAAAACCCAGAAUGGUUGGAGACAAGGCUAAAUAUGAAAGACUUGCCAAGCACAGAUUUACAGCAGCAGCAACGAAGAAGACAAGUAAUAAAGAUCAAGUAAUAAGGGACCAAAACCUGAUAUCUCAAAUGAAUGCUGUACUUGAAUUUCUGGAGUUCAAGCAUCAAUGUGAGCAAGAUCAAUUCAAGCUUCUUCUUGAGAUGUUUGUUGAUCAGAAGCUUCAUCAAGAAGUCAUGAUGAUGUCACAACAACAGAGGAAGGACCAGUUGUCGCGACUGCAGUCAAAACGAGAGACAGUUCCCCCAGAAAAACAGAAAGAGCAUGAUGGAAUUCUGAGUGAGGGUGUGGACAUUAAGCGUGAGCUAUGUCGACAGAGGAUGAGCAGCGAUCAGAAGGCGGAGGCCGUAGACAGGGACAUCCAUGAAACCAUGAUGGCUGAGCUUAUCCUUGCUCAGAAUCAGGAGGCUGAGAGAUUGCUGCAGGAUUUCAUGUCAAAGGAAAAUGAGGAGCUACAAAAGAUGCAACUUGCUCAGAUCAAUGAUCGUAAAUUGAAUAGGAGGGAAAAUGUGGCCUAUGUGGUUUUCUCCCCUGAAAUGUUCCUCGAGAUAAGCACCGACGUUGACUUGAUUGAGGCCCUGGAAGGAAAAUAUGAUGCACUGAGAGACAAACUGCUGGCGGAGGCCCUGAUCAAGCAACUCGGGGAGUCAGAAUGGCAGAGGUUAUCAGACUUGGAGCGACAAAAGAAAAUGAUGGAACUGAAGCUCAAGGAAAGACAACUCAGAAGAGAGGGGAAGUUUGAUGAAAUUUCACAGAUCCUAGGUGAUGCGUUAGAAAAUCAGGAGACACUAAAACGUCUGAUGGGAGAAAACAAAGAGGAACAGCAGAGGAAACUCAGAGAGAGGCUGGAGAGGAAGAAAAAGAGGCUGGCUCAAGGUAUGUCAGAGGAGGAAUGUAAUGAGAUAGAGAGACAGGAAAUUGAGAAGGAAGAGGAGGAAGAGAGGAAGAAUAGGAAGAAUAUCCUCCUAGAGCUGGACCACCAUUACGAGAAGGAAAAGGAGGAGCUGUUAAAACAGAUUGCACAAGGAGAUGAUAGACUUUCCAAAGAAAAAGCCCGACAACUGCAGCUGUUGAAAUUAAAGCGAGAGGAACGCAAAGCUCGCAAUGAGGACAGAUUUGAUUCGGCAGCACUGGUGCUAGGUUUGGCAGAAGAAAAUAAGAAAAAACAACAGGAAGUCACUGAAGAAGAGAGACAGCGGCAACAAAGGCUGGCAAGGGAGAGAAUCGAGGCAGCUCGACGGAAACGAAGGGAAGGGAAGACAACUCCAGAGGAGGCAAUCAACCACCAGACAGAAGACCGAGUAGAACUGCAGGAAUCACUGACCAUGGCAGUGGACAGACGCCAUAGACAUGAGAGGGAUCUCCUGAUACAGCUACUAGAUGAAUCCUCGUCAGGAGAAAUUAGACAGAAGGCUGAGGCAAUGUCUGAGGAAGAGAGACAGGACAAGCUGUACGAAUUGAAAGAACUCCGCAAGCACUGGAGACAGUCAGAGAACCGAAGCACCGAGGAACACAUGAAGAUUCUACAAGAGGCUGCCUGUUAUUUGAUUCUGUCCGAACUUCACAAACACCAGGAGGAGGGACUUACAAAGACAGAAGAAGAGGUUAAAGUUCACAUCCUGUCUGACCUACAGAUGUGGCAAGAUGCUGAGUCAGCCAUGAUUAUGUCGAAUUUGGAUGACAAGGAUGUAGGAACGCUGCAGCAAAUGGUGAAAAUGCAAUCAAUGGUGGAAGACGAGGGUCUCCAUGACAACGUGUCACAUGUUCUGCUGGACCAAUCAAAGGGAGACAAAUCUGAGGACAGAGAGGAUGAAUUGAUCCAGGCGUUGGAGCAGAAAUAUGAUGCUCUGAAGGAUAAACUUAUAGAAGCUGCAUUGAAAGAGUCAAUGAGUGAAGAUGAGUGGAACAAACUGUCUGACAGUGAAAAACAGAAAAGAAUUGUGGAAUUAAAGAUGAAGGAGAGAAAACUUCGACAGGAGGGCAAUGUGGAGGAAGCAGCAGCUAUCUUUGAGAAAGUGCUGGAGAAUGAUGAAUUGUUGGACCAGAUUCUUGGACAUGAGGAUGAAGAGGAUGAAGAUAAAAAGAGAGAUGAGCUGAUAAAACAUCGUGAGGACCAGGGACUGCCCACUGACGAGGAAACUAUCAACGGGAUCCUCGAGGAGCAGAAAAAGGAGCACGGCAAACAGAGGAGGAUUAAUGUGUUGGAAAAUUUGAACCUGAUGUUGGAAGAUGAGAAGGCGAAACUGUUGAAAGCCCUGAAGAACCAGCACAACAGAAUAGACCAAGAGAGAGAACGACAACUGGCCAUCGCUCGCCUACAACACGAGCGACGGAAACUAGCUCGAGAGGAGAAGUUCGAGUCGGCUGCCAUCAUCAUCAGUCAGGCGAGGGAGAGGGAAGAGAAGCAGAAACAAUCUUUCAAAGAGGAAAGAGAAAGAAUGAAGGCACUUGCCAGAGAGAGGUUGGAGGCGAGGAAGAGGAAGUUCCAGCAGAAGAAGGAGGAGGUCAGCGAGGAGGAGAGGCUGAGGAAUGAGGAUGAUCGGCAGCAGCUUGAGGACGUAGUGCAGCCAAAUGCUCAAGAUAUAUCGGCUGUGCAAACAUCCAUCUUAGAUGCACUUGAUCAGCGUCAAACCGAGGAAAGGAAUGUUUUAAUGGACGUCAUGCAGACAGCCAGAAACAGUGCUGCUAUUGUCAGAGAAGCCAAGAAAAUGUCCUCGCAGGAGUUAAAAACUGAGUUGCUGAAGCUUGAGAAUGCUGAGAAAAAUUGGAAACAAACCUCAAUGCAAGCCACUUUGCAUGUUGAUGAAGGAAAAAUGUCCAAGGCAGAAAAAGGCAAGAUGUUCAAAGAAGUGGCUCAGCGAAGGAGUGAUCAUCAAGCCAUCUUAACAGAAGCCAUGGUGUACAAACUCCAGCUGGAGGAACAGUCACAUAGGUCCCAAAAUCCAGAUAUGUCAGAUGAUGAGAGGAUAGAUGACCUCAGUGUGGCAAUGUUGGCAGAUCUUCAGGAAAAACAGACGACAGAAAAUUCCACCAUCCAAACCCUCAUGCACGAUAUGGAAGAGAAAGACCUUCUGGAAGUGAAGAGGGUACAGCGAAUUGCGAAGCGUGAGGGGUGGUACGACGGCCUGACCGGAAUGUUGUUCCAGCUGUCAGGGGCAGAUCUCGCGGAAGAAGAGGUCAGUCUGGAGGUGCUGGACAAGACGAUGGCCGACAUUGAGGAGGACAUGAAGAAAGAGAGAGACGACCUUAUAGCGGAAGCCACUAGUGAAAAUGCUUCGGAGGAGGAACUACAGCAGGCCCUGAAACAACUGGAGCAUGAACAAGAACUGAAGCGAAAGGCUGUGACAGCUGAUUUAGAACAACAGAGGAAGAAGUUAAUGGAGAAAGUGGCGGCGCGUAAACGUCACAUGGAGGAGAAAGAGAGUGAGGAAAUUAGAGCAGCUCAACUCAUCCUGCUGUCCGAGAGUCAAGACAAAAAACAGAAGGAGUCGAAAGAGAACGAACGCAGUCAGCAGAACUCAGAGCUACAGAAGAGAUUGGAGGCCAGAAGACUCGCCAGAAAGAAAGCUGCAGACCAACAGGAGGUCAAGAGGUCACCGACAGAUGAGGAAAGAUUUUCUGGAUCUGGUGAUAGCUCGAGACCGAGCACGAGGGACAGCAAUCCAUUUGCUUCAAUGAAACGAGAAAAGACCGCCUUGGAUGUGACUGUGUCAGACAAAGAAAAACAAGACACAUACACUAAACUGAUGAGGGAGCAGACAGCAGUGUUCCAACACAAACAGGAGAGUCAGCGGAAACAGGAGGAAAUGCUGAAAAGAAGGCUUGCAGAGAGACAAAGCAAAAAGCAAGCAGAGGUCCAAAGCCUGCUCAACCUGGGAGAACGACAAAAGACCAAUCUCCUGGCAGCUAAACAGGAUGAAAAGGACAAACAGUUAGAAAGAAUGAAAGAAAGAAUCAAAAGAGAACGUUCUCGGAGCCCUGGGAAAAAGAAGCAAGCCACCAUUGAGGAGAUGAACGCCAAUUCAUCAAUGAAGAAAUGAAGACCUUACAAUGUUGUAUCAGUGAUGUCAUUAUAUGCACAAGGACUAUGCACUGCUAUAUCAGCUGUAUUCUGAAUGACCAUGCUUACAUAAUGACUGUGAUACCGGUAGAAUAUUUAUCUGGACAUACCUACUGGAAUAUAACUAUGAUUUAUUAAUGUUUACAUGUUUAUUGAGAUAACAUACAUUGGUUUUCUUUACUUAUUUCUAUAUGUUUACAAAUGUGUACAAGCAUUUUACGUUUUCGUCCAGUUUCUCUAUUCCUAUGUAAUGUAAUACAUGAAUAUUUAUCUGGACAUAACUACUGGAAUAUAACUAUGACUUAUUAACAUUCACAUGUUUAUUGAUAACAUACAUUGGUUUUCUUUACUUAUUUCUAUAUGUUUACAAAUGUGUACAAGCAUUUUACGUUUCCGUCCAGUUUCUCUAUUCCUAUGUAACAUAAUACAUGAAUAUUUAUCUGGACAUAACUACUGGAAUAUAACUAUGACUUAUUAACAUUUACAUGUUUAUUGAUAACAUACAUUGGGUUUUUUACUUAUAUCUAUAUGUUUACGUAUGUACAAGCAUUUUGCGUGUUUCCAUCCAGAUUCUCCAUUCCUAUGCAACAUAAUACAUGGACUGAUUGCAAUAAUUCAUUUUCUGUCCUGCUGGCCAGGGAUUUAUAUACAUUAAUUUAAAUCUAUUACAAUUCCUUUGAAUUUAUUUCGAUAAUUUUAUCAAUUUAACAAACUAUUUAACCAUGUAAAUGUACCACUUUAUAAAGAUGCUAUUAAAUUUCACCAUAUC
This is a messenger RNA of Ostrea edulis (European flat oyster), 8682 nucleotides long. Its product is annotated as trichohyalin-like. Lineage: Eukaryota; Metazoa; Mollusca; Bivalvia; Ostreida; Ostreidae. The record is from RefSeq and is a predicted model, not a curated record. The coding region runs from base 148 to 7893 and encodes 2581 amino acids. The transcript is spliced from 50 exons.